UUAAUUUACUUAAUUGAUAUGACACAUUUUUUAAAAUUAGUUUUAUGCAGGUUAAAUGUCAAACAAUUUGACUAGUUCAUACAUUCAAUAUUGGUGCAAAGGUGUGAUGUGAUACCGUGAGAUUUAUUAUGGAACAAUAAUGUUUAGUCAACAUUGAUAAAAAAAAAAUGUUUAGUCAAUUGUCUUAAGUUUAAUAAUACAAUUAUCAAUCGUCAAAAAAAAAUAAUACAAUUAUCUAACUGCAAGCAGAUUUAUAUAUGUACCACGUGUGCAAUUCAAUAGCAUUAUUGUUGCUACGGCAUCACUCUUGGUCAAAUGAAGAUCUUCUUCUAGAAAUUGAGUUGUUAACCCCUCCUGUUUUCCCAGGGGUGGUUUCAGACUUUGUGAUGAGUUAAUUGUCUCCGAAUUGCCACUAAAGUCUAUAUGAUAUGAUAUGAUUGGUUCCAAGAGUCAACUAAAGGAUAUUAUGCAAGUUAAAAUAAAUUGCAACCAGCUUGUAGUUUAAGAACAAUAUACAUUUUCAAUCAGCUAUAAGGGCUGUAAAUGUAAUGGGCAAAAAGAUAAGUCUAACAGUUUGGCAUUCAGCCUGCACAAAUAGGACUCACCUUAUUGAUUAAUUAAUCACUGCUCUCCCUCCCUGCACUGCCCUUUUGCUAAUGAUGGAGGAUCAUUUCUUAUCCUUCCCCAUCCUUCUCAGUCUUAUGGUCCUCUUAAUGUUUAUGAUCCUAAAGAGAUUUAAAACCACAAACACAGCCUCCAAUCUUCCACCAGGGCCAUGGAAGCUGCCAAUUUUCGGAAGCAUACACCACCUCAUUGGCUCCCUUCCCCACCACCGCCUGAGAGAGUUAUCCAAGAAAUAUGGCCCUCUCAUGCACCUGCAACUUGGAGAGACAUCAGCCAUUGUGGUUUCUUCUUCAGAAAUUGCCAAAGAGGUGUUGAAAACUCAUGAAAUCACAUUUGCUCAACGACCUCGAUCACUUGGUGCAGAAAUUACAACUUAUGGUUUCACUGACAUUGCCUUUUCAUCAUAUGGAGACUACUGGAGGCAGCUAAGAAAAAUAUGCGCACUGGAGCUGUUGAGUGCUAAAUGUGUGCGAUCAUUCCAUUCAAUUAGGGAGGAAGAGGUAUCAAAUUUAAUAAGAUAUAUAUCUAUGAACACCGGAUCAUGUGUCAACCUCACGGAUAUAGUUUUAUCUAUGACAUAUAGCAUAGUUGCAAGGGCAGCUUUUGGUGAUAAAUGCAAGGACCAAGAAGCAUAUAUCCUCUUCAUGAAGAAAAGUAUGAGAGUGGCUGAAAGUUUCAGUGUUACUAAUUUGUUUCCUUCCCAACGCUGGCUACUUGUGAUUAGUGGAGCGAUGAAUAAAUUUAAGGAAUUGCAUAGAACUACUGACAAGGUUCUAGAAAAAAUCAUCACUGAAGCAACAGCAAAGAGUGGUGGAGAUGGAAGUCUUCUUUCUAUUCUUUUGAAUCUGAAAGAUCAUGGUGACCCUGAAUUUCAUUUGACCAUCAACAACAUUAAAGCCGUUCUUCAGGACAUGUUUAUUGCUGGAAGUGAGACAUCAUCUACCAGUUUGGAAUGGACUUUCUCAGAAAUGCUGAAGAACCCAAGAGUGAUGAAAAGGGCUCAAGCAGAAGUUAGGCAAGUUUUUGGUAGCAGAGGGUAUGUUGAGGAAAUGGCUCUUGAAGAACUGAAAUUUUUAAAAGCAGUGAUUAAAGAAACUUUGAGAUUACACCCUCCUAUUCCUUUAUUUCCAAGAGAGUGUGGUGAAACGUGUGAGAUUGAUGGUUACACAAUACCAGUAGGAACCCAAGUAAUUGUGAAUACAUGGGCAAUUGGAAGAGACCUUUGCUGGAGUGAAGAAGAGAAGUUUUAUCCUGAGAGAUUCCUGGAUUGUCCAAUUGACUACAAGGGGUCCAAUUUUGAAUUCAUACCUUUUGGUGCAGGAAAGAGAAUCUGUCCUGGCAUUUUGUUUGCUCUACCAAAUAUUGUACUCCCUCUAGCACAAUUGCUGUACUAUUUUGAUUGGGAACUUCCAUUUGGAACUAGUCAUGAAGAUUUUGACAUGGCUGAAGCUUUUGGUACUACAGUCAGGAGGAAAAAUGAUCUAGUUGUGAUUCCCAUUUCUUACAAUCCUGUUUCUGUUGAAUAAAAACACACGGAUGAUAUGAUGAUGUUGAGCAAUCCAUGCUUGGCUGCAGCCAACUUUGUAUCUGUGAUUAUGUAUUAAUGUUUCCACCUUUAUGAUGGCUUUGUUACAUUAUUAGGAGUGUUCCUGUUUCCUUUUCUUUUCCUACUCUUAUCCUGUAAACUAUGUGUCUCAGGCAUUGUGGAACUUUGUAAUGGCUAUGCAGUCAUUCUGAUUAGCCUUUCAUUCUAACUAUAUAGUCACCAGUUUCUCUUCAAUAAAACACAGUUGCUUUGUUUA
Lotus japonicus is the source of this 2426-nucleotide messenger RNA. Its product is annotated as cytochrome P450 71D11-like. The transcript is spliced from 2 exons. The coding region runs from base 657 to 2150 and encodes 497 amino acids. Gene Ontology annotation, molecular function: monooxygenase activity; iron ion binding; oxidoreductase activity, acting on paired donors, with incorporation or reduction of molecular oxygen. The record is from RefSeq and is a predicted model, not a curated record. Lineage: Eukaryota; Viridiplantae; Streptophyta; Magnoliopsida; Fabales; Fabaceae.